UCCUGGUGAAACUUCAGACUACAGUCUACACGAAAGAUGGAGGGUUUAGGAGACGAGUUGACGUGUCCCGUGUGCCUGGAGCUGUACACCUGUCCGCUCCUGCUGCCCUGUCAACACAACCUGUGCCGCAGGUGCGCCGAGGCGUUCCUAGAGGCUCCCGCCGGUGAACCAGAGGGGGCGCAGGCCGCCUGCUCCUCGGAGCCAGCCCCUCCCUCCCCCGAGGACACACCGGGAAGUUUCGCCUGUCCGACUUGCAGAGAGGAGGUUCACUUGGGUGACCGAGGCGUAGACGGGCUGAGGAGAAACCUACUGCUUCAGAACAUCAUUGACAGGUUCAAACACGCGCAGUCGCAGUUGAAGCGGGACGCCGUGCCAUGUCUGGUGUGUGACGCAGCGCCCCCUAGAGACGCGGUGAAGAGCUGCAGCACCUGCAAGCUGUCUUACUGCAGGGAAUGUUUGCAACUGCUGCACCCAUCCCGUGGCGUGCUGGCCAACCACCAACUGGUAGCGCCCAUGGAGUCAUUUGAUGGCAUGCAAAAGACUGUGGUGUGUCCAGACCACAAGAACAAGCCCGUCGAACUUUACUGUAUGGAGGACAGCACUCCGGUCUGCUCUCUCUGCAAACUGGUCGGGAAACACAAAGAACACGACGUAGCUGCCUUGGAGGAGGUAUUUGAGAGCAAGAAGGAGGAUCUGCAGAAAGUCGUCGAAGAGAUGGAGGGAAAGAUGGAAAAAGAAACAACAAAAAUCAUAGAGCUUGAAACCAAGAAAGCAGCGAUAGAGAGUCACGGAGCUCAAGUGAAAUCACAAAUCCAAACGGAAUGCAAUGCGUUGAUAGACAUUAUCCGCGAACGAGAGGUCGCAAUGGUGGCGAAAGUAGACGAAGUAGUAAAAGAUGACACUUCCAAGAUCCAAACCUUCAUUGACAACUCUGAGAAGAAAGUGAAGAGUGCGACCUCAUGUCUGGCGUAUGCCAAGGAGGCUGUAAAAGAAACUGAUCCAGCUUGUUUCUUACAAUCAGAGCAGCUGGUCAGAGGCCGUGUGGAGCAAAGUACCAGCAUGUUUUUCGAUGAUGAAGAGCACACACGCAUUCCCACAGAUCGAGUCUCUGUAAACCUGAGUUCUGCGAAGAGUCUCAUGAAAGGCCUUGAUUUGCCACAUGCCCCGGUCAUUUCAUCAGAAAAGUGUAGCGCUACAGCGGGGGAGGUGACGGUGUCGUGGGACGCUGACGGCCAGGAUUCGGAUUCCAAGACUAGCUUUGACCUGGCUUACAUAGAAUGGGAGACAUCGGACGAUAGUGGAGUGUUCGAACUUCACUGUUCUUGUGAUGAUGAGUCCUCAGAUGACCCCGCGAUUAUUGUACAGAACAUACGCGGGAACUUUUCCGUCGUUCGCGGCCUCAGUUCUGACACAAAGUACAAGUUUCAGGUCUGUGCAACAGACGACAGUGGGGGUGGGGUGUGUCCAAGCGCGAGCGUCUCCAUGGUAACGCUCCCGUUCUUCUUCCGGUUCGACCCAGAAACGGCGGGAAAGCGGCUGCACCUGUCAGAGAGAAACACGAGGGCAGUGAAGGGGGAUGCGAUCCCCUCUCUCCCCGAGGUCCCGGGACGGUUCAAAACGUCCACGGUGUUCGGAGACGCGGCCGUGUCGGGCGGGAGGCAUUACUGGGAGGUCGGGACGGAGGACGCCAGGUACUACCUGCUGGGAGUGGCGUAUGGAGACGUGUCACGCGAGGUCAACGUCGGUGAGUCGGCCGGGGGGUGGGGCAUCGAACGGACAUCGGGCGACACCUACAAAGCGCACGAUGAAGGCAACUCUUGUGAAAUAAACUUCUCUCCCCACCCGGACAAGAUAGGGGUGAUUCUUGACUACAAUGCAGGGUUUGUGACCUUCCAAGACGCAAAUAGCAAGAAGGUCAUCCACACGUUCAAGGUCAAGUUCGAGCGGCCGGUUUACCCGGCAUUCUCUCUGUGGAUUGGGCUGGGAGGGAUAUCGUCCGUUCUUAAACUUCACACCGGAGUAUCCAUGCCUCAGUAGUAAAGGGAAUGUUGCAAAGAAAAAAACGAAUGUUAGAACUUAAAGCGGUGUCAAUAGAGACAUUAAACGGCAUCUGAAGCUUUGAGGGUGUAUGUAAAUGAGAUUGUAACUGUUGAUUCUGACAAAGAUAUGUGGUUUUAAAAAGUAACAGUAAAACAUAA
Messenger RNA from Branchiostoma belcheri (Belcher's lancelet), 2198 nucleotides. Its product is annotated as E3 ubiquitin-protein ligase Midline-1-like. The record is from RefSeq and is a predicted model, not a curated record. The transcript is spliced from 4 exons. Gene Ontology annotation, molecular function: zinc ion binding; protein binding. Bases 37 to 2037 code for a protein of 666 amino acids. Lineage: Eukaryota; Metazoa; Chordata; Leptocardii; Amphioxiformes; Branchiostomatidae.